Molecule: messenger RNA, 2957 nt
Organism: Larimichthys crocea (large yellow croaker)
Lineage: Eukaryota; Metazoa; Chordata; Actinopteri; Sciaenidae
Product: N-acetylaspartate synthetase
Exons: 3
Coding region: 299-1060 (253 amino acids)
Cellular component (GO): mitochondrial membrane
Molecular function (GO): L-aspartate N-acetyltransferase activity
Source: RefSeq, a predicted model, not a curated record
CAGGUUUAACCAACCAACCAACGUUUGGUUAAACCCUCUCUGACUAUGUCUUUCUUUCAGUGACAGCAGCACAUCUUUUCACAUGUUGGAGCUGAUAAUAACGUGAGUGAUGUCCAACUAUGUUUGGAAUCUUAUCUGCAGGCGUCCUCAUUGAAGAUGGUCUAAGAAGAACUGCAAAGCCUCUGGGGCACAACACGACAGAGACGGCAUAGAGAAACCUGCGCACAACAGACAGCACAAGCAAGCAUUCAUCAGCAGAUAAAAGUUGUUAGUGGUUCUAUAGCUACCUGCAUUCAAUAUGGAGAAAACAACGAUGAAAAAUGACAAAGCACUAAAAGACCAAAAUGGACUUCAAACUAUCGUUGUUCGUGAGUUCGAACCAGCAGACGAACCACAUGUCCAGCGGAUCUUUUAUGAAGGGCUCAUGGAGAUGAUACCGGAUACUGCCUUUAGAGGCUUAAGACACCACCUUGAGAGCCUCCUGCUUUAUACCGCUAUGACAGUUUUAUGUUUUGUCAUCACCAUGUGUUGGUGGGUGAUAGGACUCCUCCCUGCAAUUGUGCUGUGUGGGCGCUAUUUCUACAGCAGACGUGUGAUUCAUGGUUACCUGGAGCAUGCCAUGAACGGAGAUAUGGGAGACAUUGAAGGCUUUUACAUGAAAUCAUCAGACUCUUGUCUGUGGGUAGCAGUGCUGGAAGGCAAAGUGGUGGGUGUUGUAGCAGCAGUCGGCCAGCAGAAGUCAGGAGGUGCUGUCGAGUUGAAGCGGAUGUCUGUUGACUGGAGCAGUCGGCAGCGUGGAGUUGGCGCGGCGCUGGGACGAAAGGUCCUGGAGUUUGCUGUCACUCACAGAUACUCCUUUGUUGUUCUGGGAACCACGGCGUAUACACAAGCUCCCCAUCAGCUCUACCAGCGUCUGGGCUUUCGCUGUGUGGGGGUCACCAAUGGGUACGUCACUCCUGGUGCCAAUACGUCCUUCCUGGAACAAAUUUUCUACAGGGUCCGCCAUCAUCACUACAGCCUUCAUGUGCAAAAUAGCAAGAUCGCUUCAAAGGGACACUGACUUUAGUGGGAGUGCAGACGACUAAUCUGAUGUGAAUAUUCAAGACGGUCUGCAUCAGAGAAAUAACAGCCUCGGGUUUAUGUUUAAAUGCUUAUGUUUUCCUAGAAAGCAACCUACGUGGAUAACCUUUCAAAGAUUUUGAAGCACCACUAAACCUGUAAGGGAAUUUGGCAUGGCUGUCUCUGACAAUACAACUAUUUACUUCUGUCUCCUUCAGUCAAUUAUGGUUUUAACCAUGACAAUGACCCACCCCUUAAUAAAGCAGCUUUAUUUACCUAAACUUAAUCAAACUUUAAUUAUACAGUUGGCUGAUCAGAAAAAUCAUAGAGAUGUUUUUUGGGGGUAGUUUUUGACAAAUUAUCUCACCUGGCCCACAGUGCUGCUGUAUCACAGCAUGAUCAUAUGGGUCAGACAAAGAAACCACCUAUUUUUUAAGUUUAGUAUAAAUUGACAACUAUUUAAAAUUCAUUCAUGGGGUUUAUUCAUUUUACAUUUGCUUUAUUUGAUUACAGACCAAAAAGGUCAAACACAUUUUAGAAUUCAUCAUAAACUGUAGGCUACAGCAACAUUAAUAUGCAUAUUUAAAACAAUAAAUAAACAACAUAAAUCUACUGUACAUGCCUAUGGCUGUACAGGGAGGUAUUAAACUAUUUAAUUACUGAUGUCUGUGAUUAUCUCUGAUGCUAUAUGUACUUUUGUUUUUGUUGGGUUGAUAUUUAUUUCGUUGUUUCUUCUGUACUUGGGUCUUUCUUGCAAAAUGAGAUUACUUGAUCAAAUAAAGGGUAUACAACUGCAUAUAGCGUUGUAUGUCUAUAAAGUUGGGGCACCCACAGGACACAAAGCUGCAGAUGUGAAAGAAGAUUCUCACAGCCUCCAUAUCCCAUAAUGCAACUCGAUAACAUCUUUAUUCAUUAGACAUAUCAUUCUUCGUUCAUUCUUCAUCGGACUCAUCUUCCUCCUCAGUGCCCACUUCCUUCAAACGUCAUACCUCAUAUUUGUACGGUAGGAGUUCUUUAUAGUCUGACAUCUUCAGGGUUAUUUUUUGUUUCAAACUUUGAAAAGCUCCCUUCAGAACCACAGAUGGCAUUAUAUAAGUGUUUUACCGGCUGAGUAGUACUGAACUACUUGUGAUGAGUAAACUGAUCUUCAUGUUUAAAAUUGGUGAAGUGCCCCUUUAAACCACUGGAUAAUUUCAAAAAAUGAAUCUCUGAUGUGCAUGCCUUUGCUCAUUCAUACGGCCCUGCAGGCUUUCUAAUUCAAGCCUUUACUCUGUCAUCAGUGUAACAGUAAAAUUAAUCAGCAUUUUUUUUUUUUUUUUAUCUCUGGGUGAACCACAGGGCUUUCUGUAUACUCAGUGAAGUGGUCGUGUGUGUUGUAUUCUUUUUGAGCUGUCAACUGAUCUUGAAAACAGAACUGCUCAGAUGAGAUAACAGAAGGGUGUUGCAGUUGAUCCCAGCUCUGUCAGGACUCACUUCCUCUUUGUUUGUUUUCCGUUGACUUACUCAGCGGUAAGACAUGUCAGCUCAGCAGCAGUGGGAAAGUGUAUGUUAGUAUAACAACCCGCUGUAUACAAGACAUACAUAACAGGCCAGGACAGUUUUCACACACCCUCCUUCUUCAGGGCAGCUGUGUAUUCAUUCAGGAUAUGGAGUUUGCAAUACAUGUAACAAAGAAAAUCGUUUAGGUUGUUAUUUUAAACAUCGGUAUUGGCCCAGAAUUUUGUUCGGUCAUGUAGAGAAUGCUGAUUAGCCAUACCAACAUGUGCUUCCACAUUUUACUCAGGAACCUGACUAAGCAUGUGUUAUGGGAAUUUUAAAGAAGAACCCUUGAAUAAGGAAGACUGGAUUCAAAGUAUCAAAGUUUAAGUUGAAUUCAUUAUUCUUGUACAAGAAGGAGC